UAUAUUAAUUCAUCCGUUCACAUCUUUUCAUCGAUUCUCAAUUAACUCAGCUUUUUCCCAAACCAAAAAUUUUCAACUGAAGAUACUCAUGCUGCAAAUUACAAAUUGGCCGAUGAGAAAUGUAGAAGGAAGGACAAUCGGAGUACGGCGGUGAAUUUGAGAACCAGUGGAAUUGCAGUUUCGAGCUUGAGGAGGAAGAAGAAGAAGAAGAAGAAAUGCCGCUGACUCGGUACCAAAUUAGGAACGAGUACGGCUUGGCGGAUCCGGAGCUGUACAAGGCCGCUGAUAAAGAUGAUCCUGAAGCUCUUCUUGAAGGCGUUGCCAUGGCUGGCCUUGUCGGAGUCUUGCGCCAGCUCGGUGACCUUGCUGAGUUUGCUGCUGAGGUAUUCCACGACUUACACGAAGAGGUCAUUUCAACGGCUGCAAGAGGCCAUACUCUUAUGAUUCGUGUGCAGCAACUUGAGGCAGAAGUUCCUUCAAUUGAGAAAGCAUUUCUGUCCCAAACAAACCAUACAUCUUUCUUCACUGGUGCAGGACUUGACUGGCAUCCUAAUUUGCAGUCGGAGCAAGGUCUUGUUGCUCGUGGAGACUUACCUCGAUUUGUCAUGGAUUCCUAUGAAGAAUGCAGGGGUCCCCCACGUCUAUUCCUUUUAGACAAGUUUGAUGUUGCCGGGGCUGGGGCAUGUUUGAAGCGAUACACUGACCCUUCAGUAUUUAAAGUGGAAUCCAAAGCUUCUGAGAGAUCAAAUAUUGAGCCUCAAAGGGAGAAGAAAAACCGUAAAGUGAAGAAGAAAGGACCACGCAGGAGGAAUGGAGGAACACCAGAAAUUGGACCAACAUCCCAUGCCAAACUACAUCAAUUGUUCUUGGAGGAGCGCAUUGACAGUUGUUUUAAUGACCCUUCACGGCUUGUAAAAUUGAAGAAAAGGCAAUUCAAUAGAUGUGUUAACUCCAAAAAUGGAAAAAGCUACAUGGAGAAAUUUUUGGAGACUCCUUCUCCAGAGCAUAAGAUGGUUUAUGAAGCAUCAGUUGCUGAACCAACCUUGCGUUCAAUGUCAGAUAAUACCAAUGAACUGGGGCUUCGAAUACUUGAUAUCACUAUGGUGAGUCCUGCAAGCAAGUCUCCUGGAAGAGUAAGUACAUGCUCUUCAUGUAUAGCUGAAGACGAAGAAUUAAAAAGACCAAUCAACGGUGGUGUUUCUGGUGAGGAGAUUUUGAAGAUGCCUGAAUCAACUGCAGAUGAUGAGAUUGAGACGACUCCCAAUCUUCAAAUGGUGGUGGUUGAAAACCACUUAGAAUAUGGAGAAGGGAAAACAGGGAGCAGUAUAGAUGGAUAUCGUUCUGAUGAGGUCAUCAGUGAAGUAGACAAUUAUGUGGAUGCUCUUGCUACCAUGGAGUCAGAAAUAGAAACAGAUAAUGAACCUAGAUCUAAAAAUGUUAACCUUGGAAAACAGAGAAGUGAAUCUGAUGCAAAUGCUGAACACAUAGAAGCCCAAGCACAACUAUCAGAUUCACAAUCCUUCGUAAACUCCUCAGGAUCAGAUGAUGGUAACAGUUCAUUCAAGAGAGAGAGAUCAAGUUUUUCGUGCUCUGAUACAUUACGUAGUUUGCCUGACAAUAUUCAAUAUGAUUCUGAAGAAACAGCUAAAGUAUUACCUUCAAGUCCUAAAGCAUGUAUGGCAGAUAUUGAAAACAUGCCAUGUAAUACGGAUUAUACCUCUCAUUCUCAUGAAAGCAAUGCUGAUGAACAUGGAGUGCUUGAUUAUACUAGUGUUGAUGAAGAAAGAAUCUCAAAACCUGAAGUACCCGGAGGUCCAUGUUUUUUGGAUUCAAUUUCUCCUCAACCACUGUUAGACACAGAAUCAUUCCCAUCUCUAUCUUUACAGGACGAAUCGAAGUUGAAUAAGAAAUCAUCUACCAACCUUAUUAAUUCUGGUUCGAAGAUAUCAAGUACAGAGACAGACCCAGGUUGUCAUAAAGAUGUUCACGUUGAUGUUCCCUCCAAGACUACUAGUAGCGCUGACCACACAAUUCCAUUUGAAAGUUGUCGUAUUAGAGACAGGGAGGGUGAGGAUGUAGAUGCCACAUCUGAAAAUUCAUUGCAUCUUUCAAAUGUCUUGGGGCAAGCUGUUGAGAUUGAAGCGGUAGAAAAGGUAGGGGAUACAAUGCUGCAAAAAGAGUACCAAGAUGAUAGAACUAUUGACAAGCAAGCCUUGCCAGAAAUUGACCCGUCUCCUAGUUCUUUAUUUCCCGCUGAGACUUCGCGUGCUUCUACAAAUGAUUCUUCAGAUAACAAAUAUAAUUUAAUUUCCCUGAAAGGUGAUGAUAGCAUUGUGGCCGCUGAAGCAAAAUAUUUGCCUCUUGCAGUAGAUUUAUCGCAGACUCAGGCUUUGAAGGAUGACAACAUUUUAGUAGCUGAAGCAAAAUAUGACGACUUACCUCUUGCAGCCGAUUGCUUGCAGACGCAUGAUUUCAAGGAUCAAGUGGAAAAUGUAGCAGUUCAAGUUGAAGAUGGUAUGACAGAAAUUGAUGUAACAUAUUCUGAAAGGGAUGCAAAUAUUGUAGAUAUAAGAAGGCCAGCUGAUGAUGGAAAAGUAACCACAUUCACCCAUGCUGAUGAUACCUCGGAAGAACUGCAACUUUGUUAUCCAAAUGAUACAGUUCAUGAAAUGCAUUUAAGCUCACGAGACUUUGUUGAAACAGUUAAUCCAGAAGGUGUGACUUUGCCUAGCACUUCUGUUUCCUCCCGUGAUGUAAUUAUUUCAUCAGGUGAUCUGGAUCAUGAGGACUCCGUAAGUUAUAGUAAUUUUGCAACUGGAAAGGUUCGAGCAGAUGAGUUUGUUGAUUCUGUAAACUUUAGUGACGUCGUGACUGAAGAGGUUCAAGCAGAUGAGGUGGUCAAUUCUGUAAACUGUAGUGAAAUUGUGGCUGAAAAGGUUCUAGCUGAUGAGGUGGUCGAUUCUGUUAACUGUAGUGAUGUCAUGGCUGAAAAGGUUCAAGCAGACAAGGUGGUUGAUUCUGUAACCUGUAGUGACGUUGUGACUGACAAGGUUCGGUCAGAUGAGAUGGUUGAGUCUGUAGACUGUAGUGAUGUGUCUGCAGAGGUUCAAGGGGAUGGUGUGGUUGCGUCUACUUCAAUUGUAGCCAAGACUGCUACCAUCGCCGAAGUCACACCCAAGAAUUUAAAUAGUUUCAGCGAUGAAGAAAAUGUGAGCACAGAUAAACUUCACACUGGAGCAUUUCAAGCAGAUGGAUUUGAUUUUGAUGCUGAUCCCAUGACCAGAAAUGAUGUGAAUGGAGUUGUGAGCACAUCCUUGCUUGGUCUUUUAUCUACAUCGGAGAAUAUGAAGAGUGAUUUGCUAGAAAACCAUCCUGGCUUUGAGAAUCCAUAUCAAAAUCAGAAUGAAUUGAUUUCAGACUAUCCGGAUUCAGGGCUGAUUGAUGGCAUUCAUAAUUUACCUGUUCAUACGUGGUCGCAAUGCACUUCAGUUAUCGAUAAUCUUUCUUUUGGUCCAGAAUCUUUGGAACUAAGAGAUCUGGAAUCUGAGCUCAAUUCUUCCCAUCAGUGUGAUCUUAAUGAAGGCAUUGAAUUUAUAUCUCCUCCCUCUCUAAGUUUCUCCUCUGCCGUUGAGACUUCCAGUGAGCCAUUGCCAGGUUUGCAAGCUAAACACGAGGAUAUGGGGCCUGUAGGGGCAGAUGUUGAUGUUUCCAAUUCUUCACGCCUUGAACAACCAUCUCCAGGACAAUUAGAUGAGGAAAAAGUUCAACUGGUACAGCCUUCAUAUCCAGUCCAACAGGAUCAAUGUUCUAAAUGCACAACUAUUGAGGCAACCAUUCAAGCUGGACAUUCUCUAUCAGAGUUAUAUAUACAACAUCCAAUCGGUGAACUCGAUAUGACGGGUCGUACAAUGGAUACAUUACAGCCUGUCCUACCUAGCGACAUCCUGCUGCCUGAGGUACCUCGAGUCGAUUUGAAUGAGAUGCCACCAUUACCCCCUUUACCUCCAAUGCAGUGGAGGUUAGGGAAGGUUCAUCAAGCUUUUCCUGCUCCACCUAGAUGUGAGGAUCCACUUCACUCGAUAUUACCAUCGAAAGCUGAAGAAAAGAGCAUAUGUUUGGAAUCCGAGAACCCCUACACAUGCUUUCAAGAUAACAAGCUUACACAUAUAUCUGGUCACAUGGUACAUAACACAAUGCAGCCUCCUCCAUUCACAGGGCAAAUGCACAUGAUUACCAACGAAGUUUUCGAAUAUAGUUCUGCCACCAUGGAGAAACAAUACAAUAACCCAUUUUUUACGUUACCGCCAAUGCCCCAGGAAACCCUAGAGCUUGAUUCUCUUAAGUCUGGUGGAGAAGAAGUACAAGCUGAUUUGAAACUGCCUUCACUAGGACCGACAAACGACGACGUAAAUUGUAAAAUUGAUAGUGGAUCUUCAUAUGGGCAGUCAUUCCAAUCGUUUAGCAACUCAGCAUCACAAAUAGACUUGAAGCCUGAUAUACCUCAACAUGUAUCACAAGAUUCUGAAGGGGAGAAAAGAAAUUCCCAUGCUAUGAUAGCACCUCUAUCAUUCAUGAAGAACGAACAAUCUCGGGAUGAUUUGCCAUCUACUGAGGAAGAAGUAGCUUCAUCCUCUAAAACAGCUCUUAUGCCAUCGACCUCUGGGGUCGGUAUGCCUAAUGGAAAACCACCUACUAGUAGUAAGCUACUUCGUCCACGAAGUCCUCUCAUUGAUGCUGUCGCUGCCCACGAUAAAAGCAAGUUGAGAAAAGUUUCUGAUCGGAUACUACCUGAAAUUGGACCCAAGGUAGAUGAAAGAGAUUCACUGCUUGCACAGAUUCGAACCAAGUCCUUUAGUUUGAAGCCGGCAGCCGUAACGAGACCCAGUGUGCAGGGUCCAAAAACCAAUUUGAGGGUCGCUGCUAUCUUGGAGAGAGCAAAUGCGAUUCGCCAGGCAUUUGCUGGAAGUGAUGAAGAUGACGAUUCUGAUAGUUGGAGUGAUUCUGAAUAAACUUCACCUCCUUCAAUCCAUAAAUACUCCAUCGCUGCUUCGCCAUGAUCUGGGUUGAGAUUUCUCGUUCUCCCUUAAAUGGUAAUUUCUGUAGUUUAGCAUUCCACUUCAUCUCUAAGCUUCUUCAUAUAUGUAUAAAGCAUACGUCACAUGUCCUCUGGGUUGUCUCUAUUUUUGUUUAUCUUUUGGUCCCUUGCUCUGGGUUCAUGAACAAAGCAGUACCACCCGUCAACCGAACAGUAUACAACGUCGAGAAUAACAUACGAUACGAGGUAGAAUAUUAUCAUUCAACAAGAGCUGGACCAAACACAAUUCAGUGCUCCUGGGUAUUUGGUAUAAUCUUGGCAAUUGUAAAUGGUAUUGGAAUGGAUUAAAUUUUGAUAUGUAACAUACUUUUGAUGUAAGUUUUGUAAUUGUAGUACCGUCUCAUGCAUAUUUUUGUCUCACCCUGUUCUGUUCUGGCCUCGUAUAUUAUAAUGGCCACCUUUCUUAGUACAUUAAAAUUCUUUGCUACU
Molecule: messenger RNA, 5524 nt
Organism: Cucurbita pepo subsp. pepo (vegetable marrow)
Lineage: Eukaryota; Viridiplantae; Streptophyta; Magnoliopsida; Cucurbitales; Cucurbitaceae
Product: protein SCAR2
Biological process (GO): actin cytoskeleton organization; positive regulation of Arp2/3 complex-mediated actin nucleation
Cellular component (GO): cytoskeleton
Molecular function (GO): actin binding; Arp2/3 complex binding; protein kinase A regulatory subunit binding
Source: RefSeq, a predicted model, not a curated record